Messenger RNA from Pseudopipra pipra, 3315 nucleotides. It is a transcript of the gene RHOD, whose product is annotated as ras homolog family member D. Gene Ontology annotation, molecular function: GTP binding; GTPase activity; protein kinase binding. Gene Ontology annotation, biological process: small GTPase-mediated signal transduction. The coding region runs from base 1942 to 2571 and encodes 209 amino acids. Lineage: Eukaryota; Metazoa; Chordata; Aves; Passeriformes; Pipridae. The transcript has 6 exons. The record is from RefSeq and is a predicted model, not a curated record. Gene Ontology annotation, cellular component: cytosol.
GCUGGACUCUGGUCCCGACCCCUUCCCUUUCCUUGCAGCAACCCAGAGCUGACCUGCCUGUGCGUCUGAGCUCUCCUUGCCACAAUCUUCUCCGAUGAGGAGGUGUGGGGUCUCCACGUCCUCAAAAGCUCCGAACAGCCCGUCUCUCCCCAAAUAAAGCUGCUUUUGGGGGCGUUUCUGCACAAUCACAUGUCAGGCAGUGAGAGCACCGGGCAGUUGCACACAGGCUGUCUUUUCUCCCAUCAAAUUUCUGUUGGUCUUGCGGGAAAGGAAAUGUUUUGUCCGAGUGAAUACCCCAGAGGACGAACACUGCAGCAGUUAGAUGUGAAAGAAUCUUGAUGCUUUUAGGAUUCAACUUGAUAGCUCAUUAGACUGCCUCCUGGCAUGAGAAUCCCUGAUGUGUCUCCUCCAACUUCAUCCUGCAUCAGGCCUGGGUGAGAGAAUUUCGAAUUUGGUGCUCCUGCCAUCAGUUUGGACUCACCCCAACUGGUCUGGGGGCUCCAGAGCUCUCCUGGACUGAUUGGUACCCACUGAGCCCAGAGAGCCUGGUGGCAGAGGAGCUACAGGGCUGCAGGAAUGUCAGGGAACCACACACAUGAUUCCCCCAUCCCUCUCUGCACCCCUAGACCAGAAGCACCCAUUUACUCCCGCAGGGUUUUGGGGUGGCAGAAGAGGGCACUGACUGGAGGGGAGGUGGUCUUGGGGAGCUCCAAGCAGGGGUAUGGGGGGACAUGAUCUCUCCUUCCUCCUCAAAGCAGCACUGGCUGCCCCAUGUCCCCUUCAGCCACUGAACCCCUUAUGCCGGUGGGGGGACAUGCCAGAGGCUGGACAAAGCACCUCGAGUGCCAGGUGCCCUCUGCUCUGCCAGCAAGGGCAGAAAGCUGGUUUUUUUGACUCAUUAAACCAGCUAAUUGCUGCCAGGACUGCUGAUACCCCUGAGGGGCUCACCUGGGGCACCCACCACAGGGCUGGGAAGCUUGCAGGAACAGACACCACGUGGGGCUCCCCAGAGGCCAUCCUACGUCCCCAAACCCUCAUGUCCAGGCACACUCUGAGCCCUGCAAGCAGCACCAAGGAGUCCCCAACCCAGAGGGGUGGGCAAGGGCUGCUGUGGGUAAUACAGAGUGGUCAGUGGGGGCCGCCCCCAGCACCAUCUGUGCUGGUUUGGGAUAUCCCCAAGCAAAGUGGGAUGUCAUGGCCUGUCCCCACCGGUGUGUUGGGGUCACCAGGAAAAGAUGGGGGGCUGGGAGCUGCCCCCCUCUGGUGCUGAGCCGGGCACCAGAGACUGCUGGCAGGGCAUGGCUCAGCAUGGCAAGGCACUGGUGUGACGUCAGGGGUGGCACUGGUGGCAGGGACGUAGCAGUGAGUCACCCCCCCUCGUGCCUCCCUCCACCCCUGGACUUUGUCUCCUGUGGAUGCUUGGGGCAAUAAAACCCAGGCUCGGGGUGGGAAUGGGGUGUUGGGGAGGGCACACAAGUGUGUUUGCACACACAGGCACAGGAAUGCAGGAGGUGCAAGCACGAGUGUGCAAGAGAACCUGCACAGAACGUGCGAGGAGGAGCUGGGGCAGCACAGGGGCUGCGCGUGUAGGAUGGGGUCACCCGUGGGAUGGGGUCACACGUGUCCCUGCGUGUGCAAGAGGCAGCCACGUGUGUGCACAGGCAGGUGUGUGAGGGGGAGUUGCACACGCAGGAGGGACGUGGAGGUGGGAAGCGUGUGCCCCUCCUGCCGGGUGAAGGUCAUGCGAGGUGCGCGGGGACACCCACACGCGUGUCCCUGCCGCUGUCACCUCCACGGCCCCAGCCCCGAGCGGCGCCGCGGGCGGGCCCGACGGGCGGGUGACGGCCGCACCCUGGACCGGGCGGGUGCUUCCCACCGCCCCGUCCCCAUCCCUGUCUCCGCCGAGGCCAGGCAGGCUCCACGGCCUCACUGGACACCCCCAUGCAGCCGGAGCGCGGGGGGCAGAGCCCAGGACCCCCCGAAACCGAGGUCAAGGCUGUCGUCGUGGGGGACGGGGGCUGCGGGAAGACGUCGCUGCUGGUGGCCUUCGCCAGGGGGGACUUCCCCAAGGUCUACGUCCCCACCGUGUUCGAGAAGUACACGGCGUCCCUCCAGGUUGCCGGAAAGCCCGUGACGAUUCACCUCUGGGACACAGCAGGACAGGAAGACUAUGACAGGCUUCGCCCGCUGUCCUACUCAGAUGCCAGCGUUGUCCUCAUGUGCUUUGAUGUCACCGACCCCAACAGCUUUGACAACAUCUUAACAAAGUGGUACCCGGAGGUGAAUCACUUCUGCAAGGGGGUCCCGGUGCUGCUCGUGGGCUGCAAGACGGACCUGCGGCAGGACGAGGGGACGCUGCGGAAGCUGCGGGAUGGGCGGAUGGAGCCCGUUUCCCGCCAGCAGGGAGAGGCCAUGGCCCGGCAGGUCCGUGCCGUGUCCUACAUGGAGUGCUCGGCCAGGUACCAGGAGAACGUCGGGAACAUCUUUGUGGCAGCCAGCAGUGCUGCCAUGAGUGCCACCCGCCGGAGACAGCGCGGGAGGAGAGCCUGGAGGGGCUGCGUGCUCCUCUGAGCCCUCCGGCACCGCACGACCCCUGGGAUCUGCCGCUGUCCCCAGCUCCGACCACACCGCGGCUCCCGGCUGCUGCCACACCUCUGCUGAUUCCUCCGGAAUUCCGCCGCCACUGUGGCCACCCUCCUGUCCCCGGGCUGGCACUGUCUGUCACCACGGGGUGCCGGCAGGAAAGCAUCCCCCUGGCAUGAAGAAACUGCCCCACCUGGAUCUCAGUGUCUUGUCCCAGCAGGGAUCCCCGUGUCCUGUCCCAGCAGGGAUCCCAGCACCCUCUUUAGGGAUCUCUGCAUCCUGUUUCACCUGGGAUCCCAGUGUCCUGUCCCUGUCCCAGCAGGGAUUCCAGUGUCCUGUCCCACCGCAGAUCCCAGUGUCCUGUCCCACUUGGAUCCCAGCAUCCUGUCUCUGUCCCACUGGGGAUUCCAUCAUCCCAUCCCUAUCCCACCAGGGAUCCCAGUGUCUUGUCCCUGGCCUAUCAGGGAACGCGGUGCCCUCUCCCACCAGGGAUCCCCAUGUCCCGUCCCUGUCCCACCAUGGAUCCCAGCGUCCUGUCCCUGUCCAACCAGGAAUCCCAGCGUCCUGUCCCAGUCCUGUUAGGAAUCCCAGCAUCCAAGCAUCCUCGCCAGCCAAGUUCUGGGAGCAGAGAACUGAUGCAGGGGAUUCCUCUUCCCCCUGGCAGGCCAGCGCGGGGAGUGACACCGGGUGGUGACCGCGGGACACUUGUGCCAUUAAAGUGACACAACACUU